Messenger RNA from Rhopilema esculentum, 2805 nucleotides. NCBI's taxonomy places the organism in Eukaryota, Metazoa, Cnidaria, Scyphozoa, Rhizostomeae, Rhizostomatidae. The record is from RefSeq and is a predicted model, not a curated record.
AAAUGCAUAACGCGACAGUGCUAACUGAACCUGCUGUAAGUAACAGUUCUGUCAAUGAUUUAGGCAUGCAAUGGAUUAGAUCUACUUGCUGAUUGUUGUCCAUUCAAUGUUCUCAACCAGAGCAGGAGCAAAGGAUAUCACACAGCAACCCCAGAAGAAGAAACGUGGAUGUGGCAGAAAAGAAUACAUUUCAAAGCAGAGCAAGCAAAGAGUUUUUGAUAAAAGGCAAGAACAGCAGUUAAGAAGCAAUCUUAUCAACUGGCUGAAGAGAACAAACAUGCCAGUGGUUGCAUUAAGUCUGUCAUCAGAUCUUACAGUUAAUUACAUAGGAGCUGAAUGGUUUGAGGAUUUUGUUAAGGAUCCUUAUAUCAGGGACAAGUUUGUAGAUGUUGCUGUCAAAGGGUUGAAAAAGUUUUAUGAGCAUUCAGAGAGGAAUGAAACUACAGAAAUUCCUGUUAAUAUGGAGACUGAGUCUACUGAAGGUAUUUCCCUUGAUGUUGGUGUCAAGCAGAAAUUGCUUGCUGAUGAUGUCCUAAGACAUGAUGUGCAUCAGAAAAGUAUGCUGAUUGGACAUAUUGUGAGGAGGAAAGGGUUAACAUCUAAAACAUGUUGGCUUCCUGAAAAUAAACCGACUUGGUUUUGGCCAGAGUCUGUCAAAUUUCGAUCGCCAAACUGUGGACCAGAUCGAAUGAAGGUUUCCGAAAUGGACUUAGUGUUGGCAGCAUGCAUCAAAGAGCUGAAGAGGAUAGAGGAAGAGAAUAAUUUGAGAGACAGUCAAAGCAACGAUGGGGGGCAUGAAGUUGAGGAAAUGGAUGAGGUAGAUGAAGUAGAGGAAAUGGAGGAAUAUGGGGAAAUGGAGGAAAGACAGGUACCAUCAACAGUGGGAAUUGAAAAUACUGCGGUAGCCGAAGUUAUGGAGGAAAGGGAAGUAGGAACUACAAAUGUUGGUCACCGUAACGAAAGAAUCAAAUUUAUCAUUGAGAAGAUGAAGGAUUGCAGGUGGAAUGACCCAAACUGCAACGAUGUUCAUGCAUUGCUGGGUAUGAUGGAGGAGGAUCUUUGGAUACUGGAAAGGGUUGCGCCUUUUGUUCCAAAACAUGUGACAUUUGGCUCAUAUUGCCUAACGUUAAAGUCAUCUGACACAAACUAUUGGCUGAGGCAUCAAGUUCCUUCCAGUGUUGCUAGAAGCUUGGACCCGUUUCUUGUUUUGCAAGAUGGAAACGGGCUUUAUAGAGCUGCGUCUUUAGCUCUAUUUAAUAUAAUAGAUUUCUGGCCCACCUUACGCUUCCUAUCAAUGAAGUAUGGAAUAGAGAACUUUGGCAAAGUAAUGAGACAGCUCAAAGAGGUUGACGGACCAGAUGUAUUUGUUGGAAACUCAAAUGAAGACUUUGAGAGGAAAACUAAAAAGGAAAUUUUGUUUACGGCAUUGCCUAACCGUAAAUGCAUGACUUUGCACUUGGUUCUCUUAUCAAUUUCCAUGGGCAUAACAGUCAACUCAUAUUCCAUGGCAAAAAGCAGAGAUUUGCGGAUCGACCACGAAAAUAGCAUUGGUGAGGUCAAUUUGCUUUGGGUUGUGGACAAAAAUGGCCUGGUCACUGACAAGGUGUAUCCUUUGCUGAAUACCUGUGAUGGAAAUGAUAAUGAAUGUGGAGCUAGUUUUUACUGUGUCAGACCAGCAGAUGCUACAAGUCGUGUGAAAUGCAUAUACUGUCUUCGAAGGUUCCAUCCAUUUUGUGUCAGCCUCAGUAAAAAGGGACCUGAUUCAAGCAAUACCAACUGGACAUGUGGCUGCGAUAUUUCGCACGCUGACCUCCCCAUCAUCGAUAGAUUUAGCUCAAUGGAUAAAGUCAAGCAGUUACUAGAAUCAUUUUCUUCCGAAAUCAAGCGACAUAUUUCCAACGCACUUAAGUACCACUGGGCACAUGCAAUGGAAGUAGCUAAAGAAGACCGACGUGUUGAUGAAAUGGAUUCUUGUUGGCUUUUUCCAGGGAACCCAGUUGCGUGUUUGAGUAUACCUGCAUAUAUAGCCCGCCUUGCCAGCGCAGACAAACGUUUCUUUAGAAUCCCUAUCGAAGAUCGUGGAACAGUCGUGAAGAAUUUCCUCUUAGCAGAUGUUGUAGCUUUCCUUGUUCAUCGUCUGGCUAGCAUUUCUUUACUAUGUGCAAGGCGGCUUGUUAAUAAUUCGGCAAAGCAUGAAAUUUCUGUUUAAGGUAAAUAAAUUAUUCUGUUUAUUCUUAAUUUCAGUAAUGAAUUAGACUUCAUUCAUUAUUUAGCGUGCUAAAAAUGUUACUGCAACUUGCCAUUACUGACAUUAUUUGAAUAUUUAACUUAACUAUGUACCUUUCUCUAUUUUUUCAGCUUUCUGUUUUGGUGAUGCAGGAAUAAAACCAAUUGUCGAAUGAAAUUUUUUUCAGACAUGUAUGACAAUUGGUUUUUAAUUUUUUUCAGUUGAGAAUUUCUUUGUUCGUUGAUCUGGCUGUUUAUUCCUUUGAAUUUUGGAUAAACGUCCAUGUUAUAACUUUUUGCACAUGCUGUAAAAACGAUUUGUAAGUAUAUAAUAGGUAUAUAUACAAAAACGUUUGGUGAAACAAAAUAACAUCAAAAUACAUUUUUUAAAAUUUACAAAUCUUUGCAGGUAAUACCCAGGAUGGACUGAUGGUAUAAAAAAGGCUUUAGAAAAAGACUAUUACCCUAGACGAUUUUACCCUAGUUGCAAAUUAUAGUUAUAGCCUAUCUGCUUCUGUUUCUGAUUUAGUGUUGUCUUUGUGUUGUCUUUAUGGUAGUAAUUUUACUGUUUCCUGCAAA